Striga asiatica is the source of this 1525-nucleotide messenger RNA. Lineage: Eukaryota; Viridiplantae; Streptophyta; Magnoliopsida; Lamiales; Orobanchaceae. The record is from the annotation of a GenBank genome assembly.
GGGUAUAACUCAUUAGCUAGCUCGACCGCCGGACGGAUUACAGCAUAAACCCUGCUCUAGGGUUUUAGACAGGAAAGGGGAAAAAAAAGUACAGAACUUUGGGAGAAAAUCUGCUUUCAUCACCUGCAAAUCUGCAAUGGCCUCCUCAAUUUCGCGGAAAUUGCGCCUCCACCAAAUUCAUUUCUUCAAUCGGUUGGUUUCUUCAAAAUUCCACAGCACUCCCAUCAAAUCGCUCCAGAGGCCAACCCUGAUUCAGGUCCCUCCAGAAACCUUCGUCGAUUACCAGCAUAAAUUGCUGCGCACUUUCCCGGCGAGUCAUCGGAAUCUGUGCACGGCGGCCACAUCUGGUGCGAAUCAACCGGCGAGCUCGAAUGUAGGUUCAGCUCCGUCUAGUGGGUCUGCGGAGGGUAAUUCUGGAAAUAAGAAUGAAGAAGGGCAGCGUUCAGGUGGAUCGCAGAAUACUUCUCAGGAAGGAAAGCCUAUCCGAGGAGGGCCCGUCUCAUGGAUGAGCUUCUUUUUGCUUCUUUGCACUGGAGCUGGAUUGGUGUACUACUAUGACAGGGAAAAGAAACGCCAUAUUGAAGGGAUAACAAAUGCCUCGACUGCAGUAAAAGAGGGACCAUCUGUUGGGAAGGCGUCUAUUGGUGGCCCGUUUAGCCUCAUUGAUCAUAAUGGGAAACCCGUUACCGAUAAGGACUUCAAAGGAAAAUGGAACUUGAUUUAUUUUGGAUUCACACACUGUCCUGAUAUAUGCCCAGAUGAGCUACAAAAGAUGGCAGAAGCAAUCGACAGAAUCAAAGAGAAGUCUAAAGUGGAAGUUGUGCCAGUCUUCAUAUCUGUUGAUCCGGAAAGAGAUACUGUUGAACAAGUUCGAGAGUACGUCAAAGAAUUUCAUCCGAAAUUAAUUGGGCUCACUGGUUCACCGGAGGAUGUUAAGAAAGCCGCACGAGCUUAUCGUGUGUACUAUAUGAAAACGGAAGAAGAAGGUUCAGACUAUCUUGUGGAUCAUUCUAUUGUCAUGUACCUAAUGGAUCCAAAUAUGGAAUUUGUGAAGUUCUUUGGAAAGAAUUAUGAUGCUACUUCGCUUGCAGAUGGAGUAAGUGAGGAGAUAAAGCGGCACAAGAUAGUGAGAGCAUAGAUUGUCAGGCAUUUUUCCGACUUAUUUAAUUUUAUGCUACAUUUUUGUGACUUCUCUUAAAGAUAUAUGCUCCACGAGAGAUUGUUUCAAUGCAGCUAUAUUUGCUCCAUUCCGUAUGCAUAAUAAAGUUAUAAGUUGUCAAAUCGCAGUUUGUUUUUAUUAUUGUGACAUUCGCACACAGAUGUGGAAUUUUUUCAGUUUCAGGUCACACAAAAGCAAGUCUUCUACGUUAUCAUCUUUUUACCUAUUGUCCAAACAUAUGAUAGAUUAAGAUGUAUGCGUUAAAAAACUUGUGUAGCUACCUCAUGUCUGAAAGCUGUGAUUUGACAAAUAUAUGUGACAAUCAUAGAGAUUCAAAGGUUCCGUGUGGUUGUCAACGAAAUAUUG